AUGCAGCCCAUAGGCCAAGCUCUUGCCCAACUUGUCGGCCUCUGGGUUCUCGUCGGUCGUGAUAAAAGUGAGGGCCUACAAGCCAUGCAGUGUGGCCUCGAUACGAAAUAUGAUAGGGAAUGUCGCCGUGCCGUGGACGGCAUUUGGCGCAUCGUGAUCGGCUCUGGCGCCGUCCCCGCCCUCUUAGCCAUCAUCUUUCGGUUCUUUUUAUUCGACUGUGGAUUAUACAGUCUCGAGGUCAGAAACAAGCCCGGUAUUGCCUUGAGAAACACGCAGAGAGUAUACGGCGCUCCUGCUGGCGCGACAGCCGGCUACCCCAUGACCCCUCAAGAUGGGAUGCAACCGACCAACUCACAACAGCCUAUGCCCAUCCAAUUUUCCAAGCAGGAUCUUUACAAGUACUUCAUCGAAGACGGGAAUUGGUACUAUCUAUUAGGCACCGCUGCAACAUGGUUUUUCCUUGAUGCGAAGCAGUACUUGUUGACUGUAUCCAUCGCCUCAAUCGCCGGCAGCGCCUGUUUCGUCGUCGCUGCCAACAGGAUCCCAAGAAGACUGUGGCUCACAGUUUCAUUUUUCGUUCUUGCUAUACUAUUCGUCAUCACGGGCUGUGUAUACUACGGCGUCAACAGAACCCCGGGGGCCCCGGCGACAGUCGUGUUUGUGGCACUAUGCCACUUCAUGUUCAACUUUGGGGCAAACACCUUGACUUUCAUCAUCCCAGCCGAGAUUUUCCCAACCUGCUACCGCUGCACCUGCCACGGCAUCUCCGCCGCCGCCGGCAAGCUGGGCAGCAUCGUGGCUCUCCUCGUCGUGUACGGCAUCAACUCGUCCUACACCGCCGUCAACCGGCAGGGGCUCAUCUUUUUGCUCUUUGGCUCCUUUGUCGCCGUCGGUGCCGUCUUCUCCUGGGCCUACCUGCCCGACUCGCAGCGGUGGGUCAUUGACGAGGACACCGGGCGGCGUGUGCUCGAGCAGAAGACGCUUGAGGAGCUGGGGGAGGGGCGCGAGAGGGCGAGGCAGCUGGGCGAGGUGAUUACCGUCAAGGAGAAGUGGCACGAUUUGAAGAGGAGGAGGGUGUCGCCGUCGCCUUCGCAGGCAACGAAUCCAUGA
This is a messenger RNA of Colletotrichum fioriniae, 1110 nucleotides long. Lineage: Eukaryota; Fungi; Ascomycota; Sordariomycetes; Glomerellales; Glomerellaceae. The record is from RefSeq and is a predicted model, not a curated record.